CACCAAUCAAAGCUCCGGCACGAGGACGCCAGUCCUGGUUUGGUUCGAAUCCAGUGCGAUUUUUCUCGCGAAUGAUGCGGAGCUGAAACGCCUCGUAUUCCUUGAGCUCGUCGUCGUCAUCGUCACCGGAACUUUCGCUCUCUUCAUUGCCAACAUCGUCGCCUUCUUUAAUAUCGACCGUGUGGACUGUGUCUGCCUUCUGCUUUGAUUUGCCAUCGAGAUCAUGUUGGAAAGUAGUCACCUGACCCUGAAUGGGAGAGCCAACCACAAACGGAUCUGAUACUGUAUCAUCAGCACCAAAAUUGGCCAUACCGUUGCUCAAUUCUUCUUCUUUAUCGCCGUCUCCAUCAUCGUCAUCCAUUUUAAAUAGCUUCUCCUCGCUCUCGUCAUUCAGAUGUUCCUCUUCACCUUCUUCGUCACCAUCCACAUCAUCCUGGAACGUUUCGUCUUCACAGACCGAGCUCAUCAUUUCGCUGUACACCUCGUCCUCCGCUCGAACGUUGUUGUCUUCUUCUUGGGUAAACGCAAACUGAUUCGGCUGUCGUGGCCACAGCGCCGAUACAGGCUCUCCAUCCAUCGACGCAUUUCCAGGUGAAGCUCCCAGCCCGAGCGACGACUGCGGUGAGCUUGAGACCCUCGCAGAGCUUCCACCUGUAAAAUUCGUCUGAACAAUUCCAAUCGGAUCCGAUACCAUGUUAUCCAUCGCUGUCAAGGUCUCAUCCGUCAUGCAGAGUUGGUUCACAGCUUCAGCCAGGUCAUUCUCGUACCCAGAUCCAUAGUCACUGCUGCUGUCUUCACUCUCAUCACUGUCGUCGUCCUUGUCGCCUUCUUGACUGUGCUCAUAGUUAUCGUAUACCCCCAGCGCCGUUGCUGGCAGUGCACUGUUGUCUGCGUCGUCUUCAUCUUCGCUCUCAGAAGGUCGAUUGAGCUCCCAACGAGUGUCACCUAGCGUCACUUCCUCUCGUUGCUGUCUGGAGUCGAAGAACCGAUGCAAAAGCGAGUUUUCCUCGCCCAUUUCAUGGUGUAGCGCCUGUCGGAGCUUUUCGUUCGUGUGGAUCCGCUCUACAGCUUUGGGCACGUUGGCGAUGGACUCGAGGAUCAUUUCCAGCAGCUCCUUGCGCUCCAUUUCCUUGCGUUUGGCUCGGUCGUCGCGACUAGCCGUCGGAGCGGAGGUUAAGCGACGCAGGAACGACAUGGGAGGGCGGAACUGCUCGGGGCUUGUGGAGGAGGCGGGUGAGGCGGCUCCAGUGCCUCGAGAAACGGAGAAUAGAGUGUCCACACCAUCAGGAGAGACUUCUCGACUUGCAGAGGUAGAAGACGCGUCCAGACGCCCCUGGGAACUCAGUGGAGACGUCGACGACAUCACCGACCCGAGGAAAUAACGGGUGCGGCUUCGAGGUCACUAUGCUCCCCGUGAUAGUGACGUUUACUUUUACGUAUGACCAUCAUUCUGUUGAUAUAAUGCCACUGCUCAAGAGAUUGCUCAGCGCAGAGGAACUGGGCGAUACACCCGCGAAUGCAACGGCUGAGCAGCUUUUUGCGUCGAGUAUUUAUGCGCAGGAGAUGCGCGCACAGCGACAGCAGGCAGCUGCGUUUUGUAGCGCCCCGCUUAUUGCCAUGUCAACCCUCGCGGCGAAGCGAAGUGGCUCGAGGUUGUGUUUGGCAAAGCGGAGCACUAUUCUAAAGCCACACGCAAUGAGUACGCUACUGACGUGGUUUGAUAGUUCCGCACUAGGAAAUGAACUGGAGAAGCUUGAAAGUUGCAGCAUUGAGCGAUGUGUGGGCGCUGCCCUGCUGGUUACCAGGGAAGGAAAGCAAGUGCUGUUCUUGGUGCGCGACCCGAAGGGUGUGACCAAGCGGCUGGCAGUGGCUGUGUCAAGUCCUAAUGCAGCGAUGACGACGGAGUUAGCGGCCGAGUGUCUUCACCGCGUACGUUUCCGCCAAUGUCGGUGUGUCUACGAGCUGCUGUGUGAGCUGGAUCACUUGCAGCAAAACUGGGAGGUGUGUAUAUUACUUUUAUUAUCUGGUGUCAGAUAUUUCACUGAUCGAGCUGAGCUGGACGGCCAGAAUGAAGCAGGGCCCGAACUCGUAGUGGUAGGACCGCUCUGCGACUUAUUUUCAGACUUCCGGACCGCGUCGGGGAUCACAACCACGGGUACGCUUUGUGCUUUAGUUUUAAUCUAUUCGUCUCAUUUCGGAAAAUGGCCACCUGCUCAGGUGCGGGACUCAAGCGCAUGGUGGAGCUCGCGAUCAGGCGGCUGCGGGCGACGACCAGUAUCCACGUCACAGUUAUAGGCACUGAAAACUAGAUGACGCAGCGAGGUCAACAAAAUCCCACUUCAGUUGCAUUCAUCACGAGUACGCCUCUCCAAGAUCCACCACAGCCAUCCAUGCCAAUAGAACCCGCUCAGAAGGUGGCGCUGAAAAUUCAAAGCCAUGCAAAGGCAACGCCGUGUGUUCAGUGGUGCACCAUCGCAUUGACGAUUUUUUUAGUGUAUCGGUCGUUUCUCAACGGCUCAAAAUCUGAAGCAAACAAACUGCCAGAUUUGUUGACACCCUGCUUUAGUCAAAAGCUACAAAUUAAACCUUCAAAUUAACUCAAAUGUGUCCCAUAUUUAAAGAAUACAUAGUCACAA
Molecule: messenger RNA, 2636 nt
Organism: Phytophthora nicotianae INRA-310
Lineage: Eukaryota; Oomycota; Peronosporomycetes; Peronosporales; Peronosporaceae
Exons: 2
Coding region: 1405-2295 (296 amino acids)
Source: RefSeq, a predicted model, not a curated record